Nanorana parkeri is the source of this 1594-nucleotide messenger RNA. RefSeq names its product caspase 2 (gene CASP2). Gene Ontology annotation, molecular function: cysteine-type endopeptidase activity. The record is from RefSeq and is a predicted model, not a curated record. Bases 213 to 1469 code for a protein of 418 amino acids. Lineage: Eukaryota; Metazoa; Chordata; Amphibia; Anura; Dicroglossidae. The transcript is spliced from 11 exons. Gene Ontology annotation, biological process: regulation of apoptotic process; proteolysis.
CUUGCGGGUCUUUGAUGCGGUGUAUGCGCCCACCUCUGGGAGGAGCCAAGAGGUACGCGGGGGGCGCCUAGGAGGUGAGCGCCAUCUACAGCCGGGGUACCGCUUCCCCCGGCGCCGUGCAAAAAUAUCUUCUUUUUUUUUUCUUUUGUGGUUAAUGACACCACGUGACCAGGUGGGCCGGGCUUCAUCGCUGCCUUCACUCUCUCGCCAGGAUGCUGGGUGGCAUGAAAGAGAAUCACAAAGUCGCCCUCACCAAGCUGAGGGUGCCUCUGGCCCAGGAAUUGGAGCCCGAUGAGUUACUGGAGCAUCUGCUGGCUGAUGGAGUCUUAACUCCAAUUAUGAAGGAGAAGGUUGAGUCUAACAACCGGCGCUUCAAACAGAACACGGUGUUGCUGGAUUUACUCCCAAGCAGAGGGCCGCAUGCCUUCUCUGUCUUCUGUGCCGCUCUGCAGAAAACAGGACAGAAGCACUUAGCGCAACAACUGGAGGCCAUGGUGAAGAACAAGGAAUCGGAAGAAACAAAGUUUCCAUUGUCUGUGCAAGAAACCAUUCCAAGAGGAAGACCUUUCUCACUAGAAUGCAGUGAGAUGAGCAUAGAUGAUGGAGAUGGUCCAGUAGGUGUGAGUCACACCAGCGUGGGUUUCUACCUUUCUCACCAUAAACAGGCCUACAAGAUGAACACUUUCCCUCGUGGCUUAGCCCUAAUCAUCAGCAAUAUCCAGUUUUCCGAUCCUGAGCUGGGUCAGCGCUAUGGAGGGGAAGUGGAUGAGACCGCUCUGAAGCACCUGCUUGCUAACUUCAACUACAGAGUUAUUUUCCGCAGUGAUUUAACUGCUUCGAAAAUGAAGUCUGAACUAAUCCGUUUCUCCUCACUGCCUGAGCACUCUCAUCUGGACUCCGCCAUUGUAGCCAUUUUGUCCCACGGAGUCGACGGUGCUAUAUAUGGGACUGAUAGCGAGUUGGUCAAGUUGCAGGACAUCUUCACAAUACUGGAUAACGCUCACUGCCCGCAGCUACAGAACAAGCCUAAAAUGUUCUUUAUCCAGGCCUGCCGGGGAGUUGAAGCCGACCGAGGAGUUGACCAGAGAGAUGGGAGAGAUCAGACCGCCUCUCCAAGCUGUGAACAGAGCGAUGCAGGAAGGGAAAAUGGCAAUGUCCGUCUGCCCACCCAGUCUGAUAUGAUCUGUGCCUAUGCCUGUCUGAAGGGUACUGUAUCACUUCGUAACACAAAACGCGGCUCAUGGUUCAUACAGGAUCUCGCCAAUGUGUUCUCUAAGUAUGCUAAGGACACGCAUGUGGCUGACAUGCUUGUAAAGGUUAACGCUUGUAUUAAGAACCGGGAGGGCCACGCUCCAGGAACCGAAUUUGACCGCUGCAAGGAGAUGUCGGAGUAUUGCAGCACGCUGUGCAAGGACCUUUACCUGUUCCCGGGUAUUCCAAGCCGACCCCAUCAGCUAGCAAGCACUUAGUUUUCCAUUUGGAAAGGAAGAAGCUUUAUUUUUUUAUUGACUCUUUCCUGGUCUUCCAACUCUGUAUUGCCCUGCAGCACUUUUGCACGCUUUCCUUGCUUACUUCCGGUAUUAACGAGAGGUGU